AUGGCACCGAGCACUUCAGCUGGAGGCUCCGGUGGCCAAGAAAUGGAGGGAGCGAGCUCUCUGCAGGCCUCUGCAGACCCUGAAUCUAUGGAGAUAGAUCCACUAGAAGAGAAGGUGGCCAAUUUGGUGCAUUACAUGGUCCUCAAGUAUCGACUGAGGAAGCCUGUUACAAGGGCAGAAAUGCUCCAAGUUGUUAAGAAAAGGGACAGGCGUCAGUUCCCUGUGAUCUUUGAGAAGGCUUGUAAGUGCUUGGAGGUGAUCUCUGGCAUUGAUGUGAAGGAAGUGGUCCCCGCCACCCACUCCUAUGUCCUUGUCAACUCACUGGAUCUCACCUAUGAUGAGAUGCUUGGUGACCUCCAGAGCCUGCCUAAAAAUGGCCUCCUGAUAAUCAUCCUGGGUCUGAUCUUUUUAGACGGCAACUGCGCCCUUGAGCAAAACAUCUGGGAGUUCCUGAAUAUGCUGGGAGUGUAUGCUGGGAGGGAGCACUUCAUUUAUGGAGAGCCUAGGAAGCUCAUCACCAGAACCUGGGUGCAGGAAAAUUACCUGCUGUACCAGCAGGUGCCUAAUAGUGACCCUCCACGCUACACAUUCAUGUGGGGUCCCAGGGCCCAUGCUGAGACCAGCAAGCUGCAGGUGCUAGAGUUUUUGGCCAAGAUCAAAGGGACCGACCCCGCUUCCUUCUCAUGCUGGUAUGAGGAGGCUUUAAGAGAUGACAGAGAGAAAGCCCGCGCCAGAGUUGCCCCCGUGGGCCGUGCUGCUGCCCUCUCCAUGGCAAAGAAAUAA
Messenger RNA from Phyllostomus hastatus (greater spear-nosed bat), 783 nucleotides. RefSeq names its product melanoma-associated antigen 10-like. Gene Ontology annotation, biological process: negative regulation of transcription by RNA polymerase II. Lineage: Eukaryota; Metazoa; Chordata; Mammalia; Chiroptera; Phyllostomidae. The record is from RefSeq and is a predicted model, not a curated record. Gene Ontology annotation, cellular component: nucleus.